AGUGCGGCUGUAAUUUCCCAAUUUACGAAUCCUCAGGUAAAUCUUACCUGCUAAUGCUGUCUUGUUGUCGUCUGCGUAAAAAGCAUUAGUGAGGAAUGUGAAGGAAUUUCAGGGACGUCUUAGUGGCCGAGAUUCUACGUUUUAAGUGGUGUUCAGGAAAAUUACCUAUUCAUGAGAAUCAGUGAAGAUUUUUGAUGCAAUUAUAACGACAUGGCUAAUAAUUCUAUGACAGAAGAACAGUAUGAUUUCAUUUGGAAAAUUGUACUGGUGGGAGACUCCGGAGUGGGAAAAACAAACCUAUUGUCUAGAUUUACUCGGAACGAAUUCAACGCUGAGAGUAAAAGUACGAUAGGAGUGGAGUUCGCUACAAGGAAUUUAACAAUCAAAGGGAAAACAGUGAGAGCUCAGAUUUGGGAUACAGCAGGUCAAGAGCGUUACAGGGCCAUUACAAGUGUAUAUUACCGUGGAGCCGUUGGGGCUCUUGUGGUGUAUGAUAUCACAAAGCCACAGACAUUUGAUAAUCUUCACAAAUGGCUGGACGAGCUGAAGGAACAUGCCGAUCCUUACGUCUGUAUAAUGAUUGUUGGAAAUAAAACUGACCUGAUAUCAGUCCGUGCCAUUCAACAGGAACAAGGACGUCUAAAAGCUGAACAACACAAGUAUUCGUUUAUUGAGACAUCAGCUCUGGAUUCCACAAAUGUCGGUGAGGCUUUCAACAAUCUACUAGUGGAUAUCUUUAAAGUUCAAGUUGAAGAUCAGAAUUCAGAAACAAAAAUCGCUGACAACUCAUCAACAAUCGUUCCCAGUUCCUCAACAGAUCCGAAUAUGUCAGAUGGCGGUUUACAGCAGUGUGGCUGUUGAUCUGUGUUUUUGUUAUGUUGAUUUGACUAGCUUAUUUUAUAAAUGGUGCAAAGAGUUUGAGUGACUGAGAUUUGAGUCUUGGUUGGAAGAGUUUUAUGUGACAUAGUUUGAAUCUUGUUUGUGAAGAGUUGACGGUUGCAUAUUAGAAGGUGAUAUUAUAGUGCAUAUUUUAAAUUACAGUUUAGAUUUACUCUCCAUUUACCCCACUACAUUAAUGAUAAAUCAGCUCUCCGACUCUUAAUCUUUGUUGGAUUGUCAAGUGUAAAAGAAAAUUAAAUGAAAUAACAUUCAUUGGCAUUUUAUCUAAAAACUGCAAUAAGUGGGCUUAUAAUAACCAGGCAUUGGGUCAUAGCUAAAUAAAGUGUACAGUAACAAUUUGGAGAGUUGAGUCUUGCUAAAUCUUGUUUUGAUAGGAAGCUAAAUUUAGAUUUUGGGCCAAUAAAGAUUUUCUCUUAUAAUCAGAAAGUCGUGUUUCAAUGACCAAAAAACAUUUUUCUUAAUCUUAAUCAUCCAGAAUUAUAGCCUCCAUUGCACACUUUACAAAUACUUUUACAUGACUCUAAUUCUGUUUUAAAGAGCUUAAGUCUAUAUAUAUAUAAUACAGGUUACCAAGAAGCUUGUUUGAUCUGAUACAUGUUAAUGUUUGAUUGCUAUGUGUUAAGACAUGUUACCUUGUUAUGAUGGAAUGAUACUGUAUAUAUUCCUGUAUAUUUAUGUAUAUAAUAUUAUAUUUACUAGAGAGUGUUUCUGACUAUCUUUUACAUUGUAGAAAUAAUUGAUAAUUCACAUCCUUGUUUCUCUCUGUUAUUGUAUUAAUUAAAUAUUUAUUUUCUCUUUAAUUUCACCAAAAUAUUAAUUUUUUAAUUCCUUUCAUCUUCAAAAAUCCAAUCAAUAACUUUUUUCAUUAAUCAUAAGCAGGUGAGUUGUUUUUGUUGUGUACUGUAAAAGAUAAGUAAGUAAGAUAAAAAACAGUGUUUUUCUGUAACUGAGCAAACCCUAUCUCCACGUAUAGAUAAUCAUUUUAUGAAAUAAAACAAAACAAAAUAUAUGUGCCAUUAUUUCAGAGUCACUGUUCAAAUUAGCUUUUUUUGAAGUUUUUAUGUUGAUGAAUUUACCUCAUCAUGCAGUUAAGGGUGUAUGGUACAUUCAUGUGACAGAUUUGUAAUUUAUAUACUUUACAAAGAUCUGAGUCUCCAUUCUUGAAGAGUUUCACAUGUUUGUGCAGAAUUAGGUAAUUAUAAAUAUUAGUCGGACAAAAUAACAUUGAUGAUACCAAAGCCCCCUUAGGGCUAUUCCACUAAACUAUAUGCCAUAGAAGGGGACUUCAGAAAAAAAAAUAUGCAUGGUGGCUGAUGGAGGAAUUCCAGCCUAUUAUAUGGUGCAGUUUGCAUUAAAUGAAUUCUGUGGGUGGUCACUGUUUGACAUGUCUGAUUCCAACAGAAUGACGACUUUAGUCAGUGAAGCGAUACCUAGCAAUAGACAACAUCAUGUAGGCUAUAAACCAGUAAUCAGGUGAUUCAUUGACACACAUGGAGUCCCCUCAUUGGUUACAAAGUUUACCGGAAAUAGCCCAUAUUGACUUUUGACGUCAAAUUCUAUUUUUGCUCUCGGACCUUUAGGGAAAUCAUCGGAAAAUUAAUUUUUAUUCUGAGUAAAUUAUUAAUAUUUAAUAAAGCUAAUCUGACUUUGGUACUCAUCAUUAUUAUCCUGUUAAUAUGAAUAAGAAAAGUUCUUCAUGUUUUUGUUUUCUUAAAGUUUCAAUUUUCUUCAUCAGUUUGAAAUUAUUUAUCCCAAUUUUGUUCUUGUGAAUCAUACUCUAACGUGUUAGUUUUGCUAAUAUCAAAUCAUGUUAUAAAAUCACAAUAUUUAAAAAAAAAUAUCUUUAGAUUAGAAAAUUAAUCAUGUUCAUAAAAUUUGAUAAACAUUUCCUUUGUACUAGUAUGCAUGAAACAUUGCCAAAUUGCAGACAAUGGACCUUCCAUUUUCCUUUUGGAUGUACCAGCAUUCCAUUAGUCGACAAAUCAAUUGUCUUUGUAUAUUAAUUUCAUGUAAGAAUUUUUGAUGAAAACAUGGUUUGUCCAGACCUUGAAAAAUCCUUGAAUUUCCUAGCAGUGCUUGAAAAGCCCCAAGUUUUUUUUCUCACAAAAACUCUUGUUGCUUAGAUUUAGAUUUGUCCUUAAAUUUUGAUAAGAGUGCUUAACUUGUUAUUAUCGCUUACAGUAAAAUCAAAGCAAUUUA
Pecten maximus is the source of this 3099-nucleotide messenger RNA. RefSeq names its product ras-related protein rab-11.1-like. Gene Ontology annotation, molecular function: GTPase activity; GTP binding. The transcript has 7 exons. The coding region runs from base 211 to 861 and encodes 216 amino acids. NCBI's taxonomy places the organism in Eukaryota, Metazoa, Mollusca, Bivalvia, Pectinida, Pectinidae. The record is from RefSeq and is a predicted model, not a curated record. Gene Ontology annotation, cellular component: endosome.